UUCUAUAAAUAAUCCAUGAUAAUAGGGUAAGCUUUCCAAUUCCCAGACAAAUCUGCCUUUGAAAACCCCAAAAUACAAAUCCCUAACUUAUUACUUCCCUUAGUUUGUUGUUGCCAGAGAGUCUACGUGCCAUCGGCCAUUGAUUGUCAAAACUUUUUCACUUUGUUGUUUCACUUUCUUCCUUGGAAUCGGCCAGUGUGUUCAUCGUCAAAUCGAAGAUUUAGAGCGUUCACUGUUGAUUUUUUGAAUGCUAGAAGCUCUCCAUUGUCGGAAGCCAAGAACCAAAUUUCACAGAAGCCAAAACAGAAGCUCAAUCUGUCGUCUGCUGGUUCAAAGUUACAGCUGGUAUUGCUAAUAUAUUCCUCUGGUCCUUUUUCCAUUAUCAAACCCUGUUUUCCUCAAGAGGAACAUCAUAAUAUUCUUCCUGAAUUUGAAGAAUAUAGUUCUUUGUACAAUGUCCAUUGUACCAAAUCUGAAGAAUCAUUUUCGUUCGGUAAACCAUAAGGAGUAAUCUUGUGAUUCUGGCAAUUUAAAUUUUUUAUUCUGUUUCUCCAUGAAGUUUACAUGCUUGAGCAAAGGAAAUGGUUUCCAUUUUCCCCCAUGUUAUGUUCUCCAUGUGAAUGGGUAUAGGGUAUUGCUUGAUUGCCCACUGGACCUUUCAGCUCUCACAAUUUUUUCUCCUGUUCCUGCUGAUUUUUGUCCCUUGGUGCUUGAUGAAUCUUCCAAUUGUUCGGUCCAUGAAUCCUUGGAUAUGGGAUCAGAGAGUGCAAAGAGGCAUAAAAUUGAAAAGCCCCUUGAUGCAAAAGAUUUAAUAUAUGCAGAGCCAUGGUACAAAACUUUAAAGAACUUGCACAUUUGGGAUCCUUCUUUUUUUGAUAUAGUAUUGAUUUCAAGUACAAUGGGCAUGCUUGGUUUACCAUUUCUCACUCGAAGUAAAGGUUUUUCUGCAAAGAUAUACGCAACUGAAGCAACUGCAAGGCUUGGGCAGCUUAUGUUGGAGGAUCUUGUUUCAAUGCAGAUGGAACUCCGUCAUUUCUAUGGUUCUGAGGAGUCUGAUUCUCCUCAAUGGAUGAAGUGGGAAGAGCUUGAAUUACUUCCAUCUCCUCUUAGGGAAGUUGCUGUAGGUCAAGAUGGAUCAGAGCUGGGUGGAUGGAUGCCACUGUACAGUUCUGUGGAUGUAAAGGAUUGUCUGCAAAAGAUUCAAAAGCUGAAGUAUGCUGAAGCAACCUGCCAUAAUGGGGCAUUGGUGUUAAAGGCAUUUAGUUCAGGCUUAGAAAUAGGCUCUUGUAAUUGGACUGUUGAAAGCCCAGAAGGAAGUAUUUCAUGUUUAUCAAGCUCUAUAUUUGUGUCUGCUCAUGCGAUGGAUUUUGACUAUCAUGCUUUGCAAGGGACUGAUAUGAUCUUGUAUUCAGACUUCACAUCUGAGGAUGUGAUAGAAGAUGUUGAACAUCAUGAUAACUAUUCUGCUUCAGCUACUAACAGUCUGUCAACUCUCAGUGAUGAACAUGGUUGGAGAGAAUUGAAUGAAUGCUUAUCGAGUAAUGAUGAGAGCAUAGAGGAAAGUAAGAAACUAGCUUUUAUAUGCUCAUGUGUUGUGGAUUCUGUUAAGGCUGGUGGUUCUGUCCUCAUUCCCUUGAAUCAACUUGGGAUUGUUCUGCAGUUGCUGGAGCAGAUACCGAAUUUCCUUGAAUCUUCAGCUGUAAAGGUUCCAAUGUAUGUUAUCUCUUCUGUAGCGGCAGAGCUACUGGCAUUCACUAAUCGCAUACCAGAAUGGCUGUCCAAGCUCCGGCAAGAGAAACUGUUUUCUGGUGAGCCAUUGUUUUCGCACAUCGAGCUCAUUAAAGGAAAGAAGCUUCAUGUGUUUCCUGCUAUUCAUUCGCCCAACCUAAUAGCCAAUUGGCAGGAGCCAUGCAUUAUAUUUGCUCCUCACUGGACUCUGCGGCUGGGUCCUAUUGUUCAUUUACUUCGACGUUGGUGUGGAGAUCAAAACUCUUUACUUGUUUUACAGGAUGGAUUGGAUGUUGAUAUGGCUCUCUUGCCUUUCAAGCCAAUAGCAAUGAAGGUUUUACAUUGUUCAUUCCUUUCUGGUAUGCGGAUGAGGAAAGCUCAGCUGUUACUGAAGAUGUUGCAGCCAAAAAUAGUUGUGUUUCCAGAGGUUUUGAAGCAGCAGAUCAAUGUUUCAAAGUCGAGUUCACAUUCAUUUUCAAUCUUGUACUACAAAGAAAACGAAACAAUAGAUAUACGAAGCUUGAAAGACAAUUCGGUUCUAGAGAUUGCAACAGGGUUGGCUACUCGAUUCCGCUGGAGAAAGCUGGUACAGAAUAAUAUGGAUGUGACGAGACUGGAAGGACAGCUAUUAAUAGACGAGAGCAAAUAUUGGUUGGUAUCUGGGAACAAGGUAUCAGACACCUCACAGAAUAGACCACUACUGUAUUGUGGUUUACUUGAUAUGGGGAAGCUCCUCACGAUAUUGUCAAAGAUGGGAAUUAAUGGAUCUAUAGAACAAGGCAUGAAUGCUGCUGAAUCAGAAAGUGUUGGGAUCAUAAAAAUUCAUGAUCCAAACAAAGCCAUGAUAGAAGUUAAAGCAACAAGUACUGUUAUCAGCGCUUCUGAUGAGAACUUAGCUGCGCGCAUUUUUGAAGCUAUUACUAGUCUUUUGGAUGGCAUUUAGAAAGUCAUUACACAUGCUGAAGUAGCUGUAGGUUGGAUUGCGUAUCGUCCACAAUUUUGUACCAAUCGUAGAUGAAUUCUAAUUUCUAAGCCAAUGAAACAGUUCUUGUUUACCAACUAAA
Messenger RNA from Manihot esculenta (cassava), 2792 nucleotides. Its product is annotated as integrator complex subunit 9 homolog. Gene Ontology annotation, biological process: snRNA processing. The coding region runs from base 554 to 2671 and encodes 705 amino acids. NCBI's taxonomy places the organism in Eukaryota, Viridiplantae, Streptophyta, Magnoliopsida, Malpighiales, Euphorbiaceae. The transcript is spliced from 12 exons. The record is from RefSeq and is a predicted model, not a curated record. Gene Ontology annotation, cellular component: integrator complex.